UGCUUUUACACAAAAUUUGUAAUUAACAAUUUAAAAUUUGUUAAAACCCAUGCAUAACGAAACUUGUGCUGAUUAUAAUUGAUAUGGCUGAAGAGCAGUCAAAAGCAGAUGCUGCCAAUCCCGCACCGACAUCUCCAGCCACUAACGAACCUGCUAAGACGCCAAUGAAGCCAAAUCCCCCAACGCUAUUCUCGGCAUCAGGCGCCGAUGAGGAAGAGCAGCAGACAGAAAAGGCGGUCCAGGCUGCUGCGUACAGCAUGCGACCGGCUUUUGGAGAAAUGUUUCCGCUGCCCAUUGUGAAGAACAUCAUGAACAGUGUCAUGGCCGAGAAACUCAAAGACAAGACAUACGACAAGGACGUGGCCAAGACAUGGACGCUCGAGAUAGCCGAUGAGGUGAACCAGAAAAUAGCCUCCAACCCGAAGGUGCGGCGCUACAAGCAUGUGGUGCAGGUGAUGCUUGGCCAGGAGCUCGGUGCGGGAGGUUUCUAUAAUUCGCGCUGCUGCUGGGACUGCGACUGUGACACCUCCGUCUCCGAGGUGUUCACCAAUACCAGCAUAUUCUGUGUGUGCACAGUCUUUGGCACCUAUCAGUACUGAAGCACACACUCACACACGGCCAGCAGGGACGAUGCACCAGAACUGAUUAGGAUAAGAAAAACCCUUAAUAUAUUUAUUCUUAGCACGUUUUGUUUUGCUUUGUUUUCUUGCAGAUUAGUAGGCACCAGGAAACAAGGGAACAAUGACCCAACUUCACUUUCGUUACUCGCGACCUUCGUCUUGCAUCAUUGGAUGCGCACAUUCAAUGGAUUCAGUAUGCGGCCCGCCAUCACCGCCACGUCCAGCUCUCGAUCGAUGAUGAAAAACAGAAACGGAUGGUUCACAGAUAUCUGAAUGGGUUUCGUUUGAGCACCGUAGUUGCCUGAGAUCAACAAAAUAAAAGGGGAAGUAGUUAUUGCACCUUUGUCUAGCAGCAGCUACUGUUGGCGCAAUCGAAAUUGCCAUCGCCAUCUCCAUCUCGCUGGAGUUGCAGGUGGGGCGUUUCGCUUCAAUGCCUUCGUUCAGGUGUGCUGCAACUGCAACUACUUACGCUUUAGUUGAUUGAUGGGAUGCGUACGAAUGUUUACGUCUAUGGAUUGCUCAAUGUGUCGCACGUAGACACCUUUCUCAUCAGUCAUGGGUCGAAAAUCGGCGCGAUUUGGCUCGAAGACAUCGCAGCUGCAACGAGAAGCAGACCAAAAGAAAGUAAAAGUGAGACGCAGCACUAAUGGCACGCAGCAAGCAGCUUACAUGCCCAUCUGUAAGACAACCAAAGCAUAAAUUAAUCACAAAUAAAUGUACAUUCAU
Molecule: messenger RNA, 1346 nt
Organism: Drosophila subobscura
Lineage: Eukaryota; Metazoa; Arthropoda; Insecta; Diptera; Drosophilidae
Product: tctex1 domain-containing protein 2
Exons: 3
Coding region: 84-599 (171 amino acids)
Biological process (GO): microtubule-based movement
Cellular component (GO): cytoplasm; cytoplasmic dynein complex
Molecular function (GO): dynein intermediate chain binding
Source: RefSeq, a predicted model, not a curated record